AGAUCAAGCAGAACGAUCAUUCAUGAACUUCUCCACACUUUGGGCGUGUAUCACGAACACGAGAGGGCGGAUCGAGAUGAAUAUGUUACUAUUAAUCGUGAAAAUAUUACGCCCGGUUCGUAAUACUUACUGAUAACAAUACAUUUUUUAUGUUUUCUAUAAAAACAUUAAACUUCGAGGGGUCUGUUUUUCAUUCAAAGUUGAUGACAUCGUGCACAAGAAACAUAUUUUUUACUCCACUAAAUCAGAACAGUCACUAUUGAUACACUUGUUUUUUUUAUCUUAUAUCUUAUUUAUUUCCAACUUUUAUAUUUUAUUAUUAUUGUUAUUUUUUUUUUCAGGAGCUGAACAUAACUUUGUUAUCAAGAGAAGAACAAAUAGUUUGGGAUCCGAGUAUGAUCCGAAAUCAAUUAUGCAUUAUUCUUCGUACGUGUUUAACUUUUCUCUUUGCUUUUUAAUUCUAAAUAUUAGUUUCGACAAACACGCUGCACACAAGAUAUGACACAGCAACAUUUCUUUCAUACAAUUUCUUUACUUUUUAACAGUUACGACUUCUCCAAAAGCGCAUUUUUGAAGACGAUAGUCUGGAAAAAAGAUCCUAACUUGUUUUUGGGAGGAGCAAUUUUAUCUCCAUCAGAUAUCAAACAGUUAAAUCUUUUCUACGAAUGCAAUGCGGAUUCAAAAACCACAACAUCAACGACUUCUACACCAACGCCGUCAACAUCAACAACGUCAACAUCAACGACGUCUACAUCAACACCAUCAACAUCAACGACGUCUACUUCAACGACAUCUACAUCAACGCCAUCAACAUCAACGACGUCAACAUCAACGACGUCUACAUCAACACCAUCAACAUCAACGACGUCUACUUCAACGACAUCUACAUCAACGCCAUCAACAUCAACGACGUCAACAUCAACGACGUCUACAUCAACACCGUCAACAUCAACGACGUCUACUUUAACGACGUCUACUUUAACGACGUCUACAUCGACGACGUCUACAUCAACGCCGUCAACAUCAACGACAUCAACAUCAACGAAAUCAACAUCAACGAUGUCAACCACAACAUCCAAACCACAAAAAGGUACUUUAGCAUUUUUUAGUUCUUUAUCCUUUAUUUAUUUAACUUUUUAAUAUACUUAACUUUCUGAUGACAUUUAGCAUGUGGGGACUACAUUGUACGAUGUAUCGGCGUCGCGUUCAAUCCGACAAGCCAAUGUCGUUAUUUCUCAACGGAUUGUCCUCGUACUUGCGGUCGGUGCUCAGGUCCAGAAAGCGAAAGAUGUUCAAAUUUUUUUGAUAAAGACAUCAACUGUCAAAGUCUAGUUUUAAACAAUGGAUGUGUAAAUCAGGAGACAAGAAGCACAGUGAAGGGGAGGUGUCCAAAAAGUUGCUGUUUGCGUGGUCAGCUAUAUUUUAAAAAAUGAUUGGUUUUUAUCUUUGUAAUGAUUAUUUAUAUUUUAUUUAUUUAUAUUUAUUUAUUUCAACGAAAUAUUGAUAUUAAUAUAUUUUUUCUUUAGUAACAUGUUACUUUGGGAAAAAUUUCGUCUACAUGUUAACUUUGGUAUUCUAGUGAGUUUUAUUAACCCGUCCCUAGACUUAUUUUACAACAGGGCGUAGUUUAAUUAAUUUUAUGUAUCUUCAUCAUUAAAAUAAUCAGCAGUUACUUGAGUUUGUUUGUUUUUCCUGAACUGAUACACCCUUAUUCUUUUACAUACAGUUUCAACCUCGUUCCCAGUCUGAUAUUCAACAGUAAAAACAGGACUUUAUUAAUUCACUUAAAAUAUUGAGGCCAAAUAACUUGGAAACAAGGUGGUGAUGUUAGUCAUUUUUCACCGUGUAGGUAACUAGGGCAAAUGUGGGUAACCGUUUGUCAAAAAUACAUGAUCCAAUACAAUUUCUUGAUCAGUGUGUCAAAUCUAUAAGGUUAAGGCAACAGGUAUACAAAUUUUUGAAAUACUUUUGUUGUAUUGUACUGUAUUAUUAUUAUAUACUGUAUUCGCUUAUAUUAAAAAUUGGUUUUUAAAAGACUCUGAGCAUUAAAAAAAUGAAGUAAACUGAAUUCUUCAAUUUAAUGUUAUCUCUUUUUUUUCCUCACAACCCUCCACCCACUCCUAAUUAUGUGCCUCUUGCUCCCAUUCUCUCCUCCUCACCUAAUUUUUUCCUCACUCAUUCUUCCUUAAUCCAGUCUCCAUCUCUCCCACGUCUCCCUCUCUUCAGCCCUUACCCUUCCCACUCCUCUCUUUAACUACUUUUUACGGUCAUAAUUUGUCGCAGACAUAAAUUAUUAUUAUUUUUGCUCAAAAUUGAAUUAAUUUUUGCAGCAAAAUUAUCUACUGAAGCGGAAUAUUAAUGUCCCAAAAUAUAAUAAAAAAUAAUAUUCCAUACAAACAAAUUGUACAUUAUUGUACAUUAUUGGAGUGUAGUGAGAUAAGAAACUUUCAUCUAUUAAAACGGUAAAAGUUCCGUACCAAAAAGUCAAGAGUAGUCGUAAAAUAUUAACUAAAAUAAUUUUUUUUGUGCUUUCUUCCUCAUUCACUCCUCCAUAACCCGCUUUUCUAAUUACCUACACUACGCCCUUCACCCCCUUGCUGUUCGAACUUCAAAAAUACAACAACUAAACUACCUUCCUGCCUUUGUUGAAAGUAAAGAAUCGAAAGAAAGAAUAAAAACAACGCAAGUGGUGGUUAAAUGUUAUCGUUUAUUAUGCAUAAUACCAAUAGUCCAAACCCUAACUCUUAUACGAAAUUGUGAAUAUGUGUUUUAUAUUUUUAAAUUGAUUAUAUCUCCAUAAUUUUUUAUUUUUUUGGAAUAUAUAUACUUUCCUUUUUUUUUUCUCCACAAAUACAGAUAAUAGAUUUAUUUCUUAAAUAUCUAUUUUCGAUUUUUUAACAUUUUUUAUUUCUGUGUUUUUAUUCAACGUGAAGCUCAUUUAAAGAAGAUUUGAAGGAGUUAUAAUAGAUUGUUAACGUCUCGCUAUUUUCAACUUUGAGCAGUAUUACACUUAUUAUAGUACACUGGCAUAUUUUACAUUUUCAUAGGCUUAAUUUUUUAGACAUUUUUAAUCUUUUUAAAAUCUUGGCUAGAUUUUAAAUUUCGACGGGGUCAAUGCAACUGUUCUACUUUCUCAAUAAAUUUUAGAUCUACUAUGUUAAAAACAUGACAAAAUAAAUGCUCUUUUAUAAGCGAAAUUUUGGGUGAGACUCAAUUUUGCUUAAGUUUCUGUACUUCACUGGAUGCUUGUGUACUAUCUACUCUACUCUAUCUACUCACUCUUAAUCUCAUAUCGUUAUAUGAAUACGUCACUGAUAGC
Messenger RNA from Hydractinia symbiolongicarpus, 3319 nucleotides. RefSeq lists its product as uncharacterized. The transcript has a single exon. Lineage: Eukaryota; Metazoa; Cnidaria; Hydrozoa; Anthoathecata; Hydractiniidae. The coding region runs from base 499 to 1140 and encodes 213 amino acids. The record is from RefSeq and is a predicted model, not a curated record.